Messenger RNA from Symbiodinium natans, 2088 nucleotides. The record is from the annotation of a GenBank genome assembly. Lineage: Eukaryota; Dinophyceae; Suessiales; Symbiodiniaceae.
AUGGCUGACAUGGCAGCGAUGGCUGCAACGGGGGGUCUGAAUGGAGGGCAUAUUCGGCGGAAUAGCUGGGGCAUUCAGAGAUCGGCAGGGAAACCAUGGGGCGGUGCAGGGGAGGCCACCGGCCCCUCCGCUCCGAGAGUAGCUGUGCUCUUUCUGGCUGCAGGGUGCGGAGGGCGAUGGGAUGCUGGACCUCUACAGGAGCGUGGUUCACGAAGUGCGCUGGGGAGGCGCCAAGGCAUCCGGCGGAGAGGCCUCGCGCGCCGGGUGCUGAACCAGAGGCAGAGAGAGGCCGUAGAGGCGCCUGCGGGUGAACACCUGGUCAUUGCGGGCGCAGGCACCGGCAAGACCACGACGCUGACGGAGAGGCUGGCACAUCUCGUGAACCAAGGUGUGCGGCCGGAGGGGAUCGUUCUCCUCACCUUCACCCGCAUCGCCGCGGAAGAAAUGACAUCCAGAGCAGAGGCACUGGUCGGGCACAAGAUGCAGGGUGUAAGGUCUGGUACAUUUCACGGCUUCAGCCUCAACAUGCUCCAGAAGUACAAGGCUCGGCUGGGCUUGCUUUCGGGCUUCUCUGUGCUGAAUGCCUCGGAUGCAGAGGGCAUCAUCGCUCAGAAGCGCAGAAUGCUGGGCUUGAACGGACGAGAAGUAGAGUUCCCAAGUGCCGGCAGGCUUGCGACCCUGUUUUCAAGAAGCGCGAAUACCGGGGUCUCUUUGCAGUUACUGUGCGAACAGUGGCAACAUUCUCGACACACCGACGGCAUUCUCGCAGUCUGGGAGGAGUACGAAGCAGAGAAACGGCGCUCGAACUACCUGGACUUCGACGACCUAUUGGUCCGCUGCCAUCUUCUCUUCGAGAAAGAUGAAGUUGUUCGCCAACUCGAGGCAGGAGCCUGCGAGCAUCUUCUCGUGGACGAGUACCAGGACACGAGCCCUGUCCAGGACUCCAUUGUCAAGCAUCUCAGCUCGGUGAAUGGAAAUGUCAUGGUAGUCGGCGAUGAUGCGCAGAGUAUCUACGGGUUCCGUGGAGCCUCGGUAGAGAACAUUCGGAAAUUCGAAGAUUCAUGUCACUCCAAGAUGAUUCUGGCAGACAACUACCGCAGUACGCAGCAGAUCCUGGACCUGGCGAACGCGCUCCUGAGCAGGUCGACAGAGCACUUCCGCAAGGAGCUUCGGUCCGAAAUCUGCGGUGACCUGCCGCAGCUCAUGAGCUUCAGGAGCGAUUUCACAGAGUCGCAGUGGGUCGCAGCCAAGAUAAAGGAGCUACACCAGGAGGGUGUUCCUCUGAAGAACAUGGCGGUGUUGUACCGCAUGAACCAGAGGUCACGAGAGCUAGAAGCGCAGCUGCUGCAACAAGGCCUUGAGUACCGCAGGUACGGCGGCCACAGAUUUGCAACACAAAGUCACGUCAAGGACCUCAUGGCUGUGAUUUCCGUGGCGCUGAACCCGCUUGAUGUGGUUCAUUGGAAGAGAAUCUUGAGACUCUUCGCUGGCGUUGGCGAGGUCACUGCGCGACAGGUGGUCAACUCUGUGAAAACGAACGAUCGGCAUGAGCUGGAUCCGCAGCGAUGGGCCAAGAAGAAGUUUUAUCCGGACCUCGUUGCUCUGCAGAAGCUGUUGUCAUCACUGCGCCAAGAAUCGGAUCCUCGCACCUGCGUCAGAUAUGCCUGUGAGUGGUAUGCUCCUUUCUUGCGCGACCUCAGCAACGCUGGCGAGCGAGAGAAGGACCUGGAGACAUUGGAGGAUUGUGCAGCCUCCUGUGACUCUCUACUGGACAUGGCAAGCAAGAUGCAGAUUGAGGAUCCCUUUCCAGCAAAUGGGAAGAGGGAGAAGCAAGAGGACUCACUGACCCUUUCCACGGUGCACAGCGCCAAGGGCCUGGAAUGGGACGUGGUGUUCAUCAUGGGCGCGGAUGACGAUUUCAGGCCUUUCUCUCGCUUCGAUUCUGAGGAGCUUCGGCGGCUGAUCUACGUCGCCAUCACUCGUGCCAAGCAUUCUUUGUACUUGACAAAGUCUCGGGGUCCCUUGACACGGCUGCUAGAGGACAUCCCAGACCUGGAGGGGCUUGUUGACAUGCACGAAGAGUGUUAA